AUGAAGCGUUGCCGCGCGAGAGGAGGCAAAACCACGGGACAUUGCUCAUGUGAGGAAGGGCACUCCCCCAAGCAGAAUUUCCAAGUGAAUGAGUACUGCAUUUUGGCGCUAUUUCGAAGAACUCACAAGGGAAGACGGCACAAACGGCACAACACAGCAAUAAUGACAUUGAAAUUCCUGCUUUUACUUUUUCUUCACCGUUUUGCGGCCAAAUGCUUCUCCCUGAAGAGGCCACUCCUGAGUAGCCCCCGAAAUUCACCUGUCCUACUGUACAACGCAAAUUCGAAGGCCCUCCAAAAAGGCAGCAACUACUUUUUCUGCGCUGCCAAAAAAAAACACCCCCCAGGUAGUAACAAAUUCAGUUUGCGCGAAAAAAAAGAAGAUGAAAAUACCGAACCGUCCAGAAAUAAUUCCCCCAAUUCAAACAUAUUUAGAAACAAAUACAACUACAUUCCGUCACUUCAAGAAAUCAAAGCGGACAUAGAGAAUUUCAAGAGAGAAAAAUCUUUUUACUUCACGGAACACAGUAUACUCGAAGCCAUCAGUGUAGAAAAUAAUAUCGUCGUGGUCAACAUUGAGGGCAUGUUUUUCGAAGAUGUUAACGUAGUAUUCGCAGAAGUAACCAAGUAUUUGCUCAAUAAGCAUUUGGGCAUUUUGGGCGUACACCCGUACAACAUCAAGUCGCUCAACAUAGGAAAAGGGGAAACUUAA
Plasmodium cynomolgi strain B is the source of this 711-nucleotide messenger RNA. RefSeq lists its product as hypothetical. The transcript has 2 exons. NCBI's taxonomy places the organism in Eukaryota, Apicomplexa, Aconoidasida, Haemosporida, Plasmodiidae. The record is from RefSeq and is a predicted model, not a curated record. The coding region runs from base 1 to 711 and encodes 236 amino acids.